AUGAUAGGAUCACCACAGAUAACAAAGAGUAUGUCUGGAAACCAGAGUUUGACCCCCAUUCCAUCACCGAGAACGAGCAUUGGGAAUAGUCCCAAGAUAACACCAAUAAAAAUGGAAACAAAACCACAGGAAUGGGGACCAGACAUGGACAGGUUUUGGGAUGAUCUGACGGGUAUAACAAAUAAGCUGUCCAAGGCCCUUGAAGUUCUGGAAUCACAAACGACACUAAGGAAGGACACAAAGGAAAAAAUUAUUAUGACCCUAAGAAAGACAAAAGAAAAGUCGAAAAAAAUGGAAAAUACGGCAGAAGAAAUCCGCAGUUAUAUAGAACAGCAGAAAAUAAGAUACGGAAAAAUGGAAAGAGACUUACAAGAACUGAAAAAGGAAGAAGAAAUCACAGAAAGAAUUGCAAAGAUGGAGAAAGAAAUCAAGGAACAACAAGAAGACACAACAACAAGAUUGGAAAGAAUAAUCAAGGAAAUGGAAGAGAAAAACACAAAAACUAUAGAAUAUAAACUUAGGGAAAUAGAGGAAAAAAUUAAUGAAGGGGGGGAUGAAUGGAAUAGAAGUAAAAAAUCAACGAACAUUAUAAAAAAGUUGAAAAGCUUAGAAGACAAUUUAACAGCUGAAAUAAUAGAUGUGGGUAGAAGGAUAGGAGAGAAAAUUGAAGACAGCGAAAUGACAAUAAAAGAAAAGAUAGAUGAAACAAACAAUAAAAUAGAAAAUUAUACGGAAAUAAUCAUAAUUGAAAUAAAUGAUACGGACAAGGAAACACACUACAAGGAAAGCACCGAUUACACACCAGUGAAACAGCGUUUAAAUGAGGUCGAACAACACCUAAAUAACAAAAUCACACACGCCAGAGAGGAGGUGAUAGCUGAGAUUAGGCAUCAGAUAAAAGAUAUAACAAUAAAAAACCCAAGCGUAAAUAAUGAUACAAAAGAAAUAGCAGAACACACUAGCAAAAAAUUAACAUAUGCUGAGGUGAUAAGGGAUCAGAACAUCAAGGUCCCAAAAACCCUCCACUCAGUCAUAAUCUCAUCAACAAAUCCAAUGGAUAUGAGUGAGGACAUUAUACAAAAAGCAAAAAAGAAAAUAAAUGCUAAACAAGAAGGUAUAAAAGUGGAUAGACUGAGAAAAUGUAAAGACGCAAGGGUGAUAAUUGGGUGCGAAGAAAAACAGCAAAUAAGAACCAAAGAAGAAAAAUUAAAACAAGAAAAAGGAUUUAAAGUCGAAAAGGUUAAAAAUAAGGACCCUCUGGUGAUAUUGAAAGAUGUUUUUAAUGAUAUUAAUGAUGACGAUCUAUUAAUAGCCAUUAAGGAACAAAACAAAAAUAUAUACCAAGGAUUGCCAGAGGAAGACACAGUAACCAGAAUAAAAUUUAAAAGAAGUACAAGGAGCAGCAACACUAUUCAUGUGGCACUACAGGUCAGACCCGCGCUUUGGCAGAGAAUGACCGGGGCAGGGCACCUCCACAUAGACUUACAAAGAGUCCGGGUGGAGGACCAGUCGCCGGUGAUCCAAUGCACAAAGUGCCUUGAGUUUGGCCACGGAAGAAAAUUUUGCACUGCGAGUGCGAGUAGAUGCAGUCACUGUGGGGGAUCCCACCUUCGUACGGAUUGUCCGGACAAGGAGGAUAAACCUCCUCGGUGCUGUAACUGCUCGCACUCGGAGAUGCAGAACGUCGCGCAUAACGCAUUUAGCAGGGAAUGCCCAGUCAGAGCUAAAUGGGACUUCCUGGCCAGGGCCACAACAGCAUAUUCAUAGUAACAACUACAAACAAAAUAGAACAACACACAAUACAAGUACAUUAAUACAACAUAA
This is a messenger RNA of Diatraea saccharalis (sugarcane borer), 1824 nucleotides long. NCBI's taxonomy places the organism in Eukaryota, Metazoa, Arthropoda, Insecta, Lepidoptera, Crambidae. The record is from the annotation of a GenBank genome assembly.